UUAGAUUUCUCUUUCUGACUUCACUGUUCUCCAGAGCCGGCUGAGUUGGAAUCUAAAAAGCCACUCGAGCUCAAUCAUGACCGCAGAAAUUUGGGACGUUAUUAUUGUUGGUGCCGGGCUCUCUGGACUGAGUGCAGCUCACAUGCUCCAAAAGAAGAAUGCUGGGAUGAAGAUACUGAUAUUGGAAGGAAAAGAUCGGGUGGGAGGUCGCACACUCUCCGCUGAAAUACCAGCAGCCAAUGGUGUUGAUCGCUGGGACUUUGGGGGGCAGUGGGUGGGAAGCACCCAAACACAUGUCUUAGAGCUCAUAGAGGAGUUGGGCUUAGAGAUCUACCCACAAUACAACACUGGCAAAAAGGUGCACCACAUGGGCGGACCGAAUGGCAAAGUUCGAGCCUACAGUACCAGUAUCCCUUUGUUAUCCCCACUGGUGUUAAUGGACUUCACUCAGAUCCUGUGGAGGAUCAACAGAUUGUGUGCCACAGUAUGUGUCCAGGAUCCUUCGAGGACUCCCAAUGCCACUGAACUGGACAGCAUGACACUGCACUCAUACUUUGAGCAACAUGCCUGGACUGAAGAACUGAAAGAGGAGCUCGGGAUAUGUACCAGGUCCGUCUUUGGCAUCGAGCCAGCCCAGAUGUCCUUCUUAUUCUUCCUUGUGUAUGCUGCAGCAGCUGGAGGGCUGCUGCCGCUGUUGGAGAGCUCCCCAGGCACUGCACAAGAAUCUAAGAUAAAGGGAGGCACCCAACAGCUUUCAGAGCGUCUGGCAGAACGUCUAGGGUGGAAGAACGUCCAGCUGGGUUCUGCUGUGAAGGCCAUAUGGCAGGAUGCUGAGUGGGCCCGGGUGAUGACUGCUUCCAACACGUUCCUGUGCAGAGCUGUGAUCGUCACCUGCCCCCCUCAUUUGGCAGCAAAGAUCCAGUACCAGCCAGCGCUACCCAGCCAGAGAGAAUUCCUUACCCAGAACAUGCCUGUGGGCCACAUGAUAAAAUUCAUUAUUACCUACCAGACGGCUUUCUGGAGGGAGAAGGGCUUCUCUGGAGAAAUAGUGGUGGGUUCCUCCACUGAGUGUCCGUUCUGUGUCACCUUCGAUGCCACCAGUCCCAGUGGAAACGCUGCCUUGGUUGGGUUCUUUGCCGGCGAGCUGGCUACCAAGUGGACCUCAAUGGAGGGUGGAGAGAGAAGAAAAGCUGUGGUUUCCAGCCUGGUCAAAUACCUAGGUCCUGAGGCUGCAUCUUUCAUCCACUAUGAAGAUAAAGACUGGGCCAAGGAGGACUACAGUGGGGGCUGUCCUGUUAAUGUCAUGGCACCUGGUCUGCUAACAUAUUACCACCCCAGCUUGAGGAAGCCCUGUGGCAGGAUUCACUGGGCAGGCACAGAAACAGCCACCCAGUGGUGUGGGUACAUGAGUGGUGCAGUGCAAUCAGGCCAGCGAGCUGCCCUGGAAGUCCUGGCUGAACUCUGCCCGAUGGUCCUGACCCAGGAGGAGCAGGAAGCAGUGCAGCUCAGUCAAACCGACAAAGGUCCGGUCAAGAAAACCCAGUCGUCUGGGCUCACGUACCUGCCUUCAAGUCGGACUUUGGCCAUAGCAACACUGACCAUAAGUGCUGUUCUUUUGCUUGCUCGUCAUCCACAUGCAUUCCUGAAGAUCAAAUCUUUCUUCAUAGAUGUGCUUUCAACAACCAGGCAAAACAUAUUCAAAUGAUAGGAGAAACCUUCAGAACAGGAACAAUAAAACAGCUUUAUUAACAUUCCUUAUUUUAUUUUUUUUUAUAAAUAUCAAAUGGUGUUACUAAAUACAUUAAAUCAAAAUUAAGCAUGUAUUGAUGUUCAUAAACCUCCUAAAACCUGAGCUUUCAUUUUUCUAUGCAUUCUUAAUAUAUCUAUCUCUAUUUGGGAUCAGUAAGACCUGAUAGUUUUAAUAACUAAACAUUGAAUCUCAAGUAGUUUUCAAACAAACUGGUGCAAUUAAAUGUGGACAGUGGGUCUAUUUUAUUGUAUAACAUAGUGAGGACAGCCUUGUGUAACACAAUAUGGGCAAUUUUGCAAAAUUGGUGCAAAAAAAAGAAGUUAUUCAAUACAUUUUCUAUAACUGCAUUUUGGUAACACCUUAAGGUACACACUUCUAAGAUGUUCCAAUUGAAUCUACUUUUUUGUUCAGCAGUUUUUAAUAUUUUUAUCUUCCAAAUUCUUCACUACUGAAACUUAGAAGUUCUAUGAGAAAAUGAAAAUUAUCUUAAAAAUAUUUUUAUAUUUUAUUUAAAAUUGCAUACAUAAUUAUUUGUCUUUUGAAAUAUGAUUCAGUUCAUGCCGUGCUUUAAUUAAACAUUUUUAAAAUAUGUUUCUUUGGGCAUCUUUCCAUUUGUAAUAGUAAUUUGAACUGCUUUCAAGUAGAGGAUUCAUUAAUUUUAACCCCCAUUUAACUAAAACACAUCAAAACAUCAUAAUUAAUGGUUCAAUAUCAUGUUAUUUUUGAGAAACAAUGUCAUGUUACAGUGCUGACAGCACUGUUUUGGUGGCAACAGCAGUGAUAUGGUUGUAAUAAAUCUUCAAAAUAAAUGUGUUUUUUUCUUAUAUUUUGAAAUAUAUCCAAGCGGUAUUUAAAAAAAAAAAAAAAAAAAAAAAAAAACUCUUGCAAAAACUGUAAUAGUUUUGCUCUCACAAAAUGAAUUAUCUAAACUUUAUCUUUAUGUUUCAUGAGAUUAUAGCUAAAUAUUGCUUAUUAUUCACAAUUAAACCAAUUUCAAUUUUUUUGUGUGUAUUUCUGGACCAAGAUUGAACCACUUUGGCAGAAUGGCCCAGAUACAGCAUAUUCAAAUACCUAAACAAGGCUGUGACACAAAAUAAAAGGUAAAUAAUAUAUCAAAUCUCCUGAAUGAUCUUUUUCUACAGGAUUAUGUUUCUGAAAAAAGCUGCGAAAAAUAAAAUGAAUGGGAUGCCUCAGAGUUUCUCCAUCAGUCUGUCUACUCCUAACAGAGAAAUAAACUCUGGAGAUGUAUACCAGACAACAAAAAUUAAUGUAGACUAGUUUGUAACACAUGCACUCAUCAGUAACGCUCACAUUUAAUUUGAAAUGGCUUAAAUCUGUCAACGCUAUAUUUCUUUAUUUUUACACCAGAAAGGAAUCUCAUUGUCCCUUAGUGAAUCUUUUCUUUUUAGCGCUGUUGCAGCUUUUUACUGUUGAUUAAACUUGUCAAAUUUGCA
This is a messenger RNA of Cheilinus undulatus (humphead wrasse), 3204 nucleotides long. RefSeq names its product probable flavin-containing monoamine oxidase A. Gene Ontology annotation, molecular function: oxidoreductase activity. The record is from RefSeq and is a predicted model, not a curated record. Lineage: Eukaryota; Metazoa; Chordata; Actinopteri; Labriformes; Labridae. The transcript has 12 exons. The coding region runs from base 77 to 1705 and encodes 542 amino acids.